CGGUCGAACGACCUUAUGUCCGCAUCAUGUCGCAAAACUUUCCGGUGGCACCGCGCGCGCAGCGCACCGGCGGCCGAAAUGCGCACAAGGGACGACGCACAGCAGUGUUCGGCAACGAUUUUUAACGUUCGUGGGACGGGGGUGCCGAGUGCAGGCGUCCCGCACGCACACGCGCUUAACACGCGCCCACAUCGGCGCACAACCCUUACUCUGGUGUGCGCGUGCACAGAGACGCGAACGCACCGCUACGACACCGUGUCUCUACACCCGUCCCUCCGAAGGGACGUCGACUUCAGUGCUCAUCACGUAACUGUCACACGCGGUCGUUCGCCACGCGCGUCAUCGACACACGUCUGCGCGCGCUCGUCCCCACACGCGUCAUCGAUGGCGCCCAGGGACAACCAGGAGCUGGUGCCGUUGACGGACGGCUGCGGCCGAGCGAACGACGACGAACCCGUGGCCGACGGCGGCCGGCGUCAGAAAAAAACGGCGGCCGCGUGCUCGGACAACGCCAAGGGACAGCCGCGGGCGCCGACCACCAACGACACGAAAACGUCUGUGCUCGCCUGCCGGCAAAUAGUCGGGCUGGGCACGCUCUGGAGAUUUCCCUACGUGUGCCUCAAGUACGGCGGCGGUACAUUUUUAAUACCGUACAUGAUCGUUAUGUGCUUAGUGGGUUAUCCGUUACUCAUUAUGGAAAUUGGCAUUGGCCAGAAAUUAAGACAUAAUAGUAUUACGAUAUGGACAACAAUUAAUCCUCAAUUAGGAGGUAUUGGUUUAGUGAUGUGUUUGGUUACCGUCGCUAUGGCUUGUUAUUAUAGUACUAUCAUGGCUUGGGGCACCAAAUAUAUGAUCGACAUGAAUAAGUUUCCAGACUUAUGGCCAUCAAAUGGUCAACCACCAAUUGAUCCAAAAAGAUCUCAAUUAUUCUGGCACAAAUCUGUACUAAACAUAACAAAUUCAAUGGAUGAAUCUAGUGAUAUGCAAGCGGACCAAGCAUUUUCAUUGUUUUUCACAUGGCUCUCAAUAGCAAUAAUGUUGGCAGCAACAUGGAUUACUUGUAAAAACAAAUACAUAAAUGCGAUUAUUAAUAUUUUGAAUUCAAUAUUUCAAUGUUUACCAUUCUUUGUUAAAAUUAUGAUAUGUGUCACUCCGCCAUUCUUGUUUCUUGUUUUAUACAUUGUAGAAUCAGGUUACGGAUAUAUCAGUUUCUUAUACAUGACGUCCAUUAAGUUAAAAGACUUAUUGGUUCUUCCUAUCUGGGUUGACGCAGUUAUACAAGUAUUUUGUUCAUUGGGUUUAUUGCAUGGUUCUUGGAUUUCGUUCGGCUCGUCUUCUAAACGCAAAAGCAAUUUUCUAUUGACUGCUACUGUGGUGGUAUCAUUCAGUUUCAUUUUAGUAUUUAUAUGGACUUGGUUUAUAAUUUCAACGAUAAUACCAAAUGUUCUGCAAGAUAUUAAGACUUGCGUAAUCGGAUCGGCAUAUAAAUGGGAUAACUCUAAAGGGAUGCCCGCCUAUGUGUUUUAUAGUAAUAGCUACGAUGCAUUAAUUGCUAGUCGAAAACUUGAUGACACUUUGAUGAAUUUUGAUGUACAAGAAUGUAACAUGGAAAAUCAAUUCAAAUUGGCAAGUAAUGGUGUUGGACUAAUAUUUAUAGCCCUUGGAGAGUUCACUACAACGUUUUCAUUUGGAAAUAUUAUUGGCUAUAAUUUAACAAAAAUUGUCAUUAACAUUCCACUGAUUUUAAUCCUUACUUUUGGUACAGCAUGGUUGGUACAUUUGUUAAGCUGGUUCAUUUGGGCACUUGCCGAAGUUGAAUGCUUGAAAAAAGUAUCUAAAUUUUGUAUAUCAUGUAUGCUUUGUGCAAUAUGCUGUGUCUGCGGAUUGGUAUUCACAACUAGAACAGGUGUAUAUUGGCUGUCGCUAUACAACGAAAUCUUUAUAAAUUCAUGUCUAACAGUAUUAGCACUAUGCGAAGUUCUUAUUAUUGUUUUCAUCUAUGGUUAUAAACAAUUCUUACUUGAUAUUUACGAUAUGACUGGACACACAAUUGGUCGCCUUUCUAUAUUAAUUUGGAGACACGUGACGCCAAUUUUACUGAUAUUAACGUUUUCGUCUAUUUUGACGGUUGGUGUUUUAGAUGGAUUCAGAUACGAAGUUUGGACACAUAGAAGUAAUUUUUUAACUAAAACAAGGUAUCCAUACUGGGCUCAGUUGAUAGUUUGGGUAAUCACAGCGAUAUGUCUACUAUUAAUACUAGCAUUCUGUAUGGUAGAUAGUCGACAAAAUUUAAGUUCCAAGUGUUUAGAAUCCUUGACGAAGGUGAAAAAAGCCACCAGUGGAUACAUUAAGCGAUCAGAUACGGGUCUAGCUGGAAAAAGCAUUGUUACAGAAAUUGAUUUUGAUGAUUGUCCUGAUUCGGAAAAUGAUGAGACACUGGAUGCUUCAUUAGCUCAAGGUCCAGUACGUAUGUAUAAAAUUGAAGUUCUCGACUCUUGGAAAUCCGCUAGGGGUCAAGUUUAUCUCUAAUAAGUUCGUGUAUAUUUGUGAAGAAAUGCCAUGUUAUGUUUUUAAUAAAUAUGAACAUAAAUAAAACCAAGUAUACUAUAAUGUA
Sipha flava (yellow sugarcane aphid) is the source of this 2614-nucleotide messenger RNA. Its product is annotated as sodium- and chloride-dependent transporter XTRP3-like. The transcript has 11 exons. Gene Ontology annotation, cellular component: membrane. The coding region runs from base 16 to 2529 and encodes 837 amino acids. Lineage: Eukaryota; Metazoa; Arthropoda; Insecta; Hemiptera; Aphididae. Gene Ontology annotation, biological process: sodium ion transmembrane transport. The record is from RefSeq and is a predicted model, not a curated record.